GUUCUUUUUUCAACAAAAUAACAAGCUCAUCACGAAAACCAUGUAAUUUGGUAAUCAAAAUUUGCUGAAAUCUUUCUUUCUUCAAUUUCGUUGUCUGCUCCUUGAGAAAAGUCUCUCUCUCUCUCUCUCUCUCUCUCUCUCUCUUUUUUCCAGUUGUUCUUUUUGUAACAUUUUACUUAUUUCCUUUGCCUAAAUUCUUCGUCGAAUGAACAGCUUCAAUGUCACAUCAUCUUUGAACAACCAAGUUUUUCACAUAUAUUUUUGAAGAUUCAACCUGGAUGCAAAAUAUCAAGGACGAAAAAAACCCGGAACGCAAAUACAAUAUAAACGAAAUCCUUUAUAGCUUUCUAAUUUUCCUUUUGUAGUAUGGGAGACACUACUUUUGAUUCAGAACUUUUUGAUGAUUCAUGCGAAGAAGAAAACGAGUUUGACCGAGCUUUACAAGAAGCUGAUCAAGUUUCGAUAGAAAACGAAGCUAGUUCAUGGACCCAAGUACCUAUCGAAUCUAUUCCAGGCUUGUCUUACUACCCUAAUCGUCUUCCCCCAGACCUGCAGAAUCAAAUUGCGAAUGCUUUGCCUGAUAGCCUAUUUUCAGAUAUGAACUCCGGAAGACAACUUCAUCUGUAUGUUCCUUUCCCAGAGCCAAUGCAAAGUCUAAACAAAUAUCUACCAUCAGAGUUUCUAUCCAACGUUUGGAAGGAUCAACCUGCUGAAGCCUCUAUCAUUCAAGUCUACAAUCCAGGCGACGGAAUUAUUCCUCACAAGGAUUUGGACAUGUUUGCCGACGGUGUCGCUAUAUACUCUUUCUUUUCAGACAUAACUAUGGUGUUUACUUUACCAUCUCAAAAACUCAAAUGUGAUGUACGAUUACAAAAAGGAAGUUUAGUCAUCAUGUAUGGACCAGCACGAUACCAAUGGCUCCACGAAAUACCAUUUCGAGGAGGAGAUUGGGUUCCAUUGUCUUCCCGAGAUGAACUAACACCGCCAAAGCAAACCUGGAUACCUCGGACUCAGCGUUUCAGUAUUACUAUGAGACGAAUUGUUGGUAACCAUACCUUUGGGUAAUUCAAUUUAGCUUAUUCCUUUUUUUCAUAACCUUCCUUCCCAUAUAAUCAUCUAGAAUCGACUCACUCCGUCUGUUUUCUACUACGCCUUUUUGAUACAUCCUCUACCCUCUAAUCCUUCACCAACCAGUUUCUUUUCUAACUUAUUUCUUUUAUAAAUUUAUAGAUGUUUCUUACUUACCUUCCCUUUCUCCAAUUUUUUGUCAUCCUUCCCUCUAUUAUAAUACAGCCUAAUGUUUUGCUUUUCUAGUUACAUAAAUACAAACUUCUUACUACGUACGAGAUGAAAGCAUAUAAAGCUGUGCUUCAUUAAUUUACAAAUGUC
Schizosaccharomyces cryophilus OY26 is the source of this 1389-nucleotide messenger RNA. Its product is annotated as 2 OG-Fe(II) oxygenase superfamily protein Ofd2. The coding region runs from base 367 to 1065 and encodes 232 amino acids. Gene Ontology annotation, cellular component: mitochondrial matrix. The record is from RefSeq and is a predicted model, not a curated record. Gene Ontology annotation, biological process: fatty acid metabolic process; DNA damage response. The transcript has a single exon. NCBI's taxonomy places the organism in Eukaryota, Fungi, Ascomycota, Schizosaccharomycetes, Schizosaccharomycetales, Schizosaccharomycetaceae.